UCGCGCUUGCGUAUUACGACUCCUGCGCCCCGCGGCCCGGAUCGGGAAGUGUCAAGGAGGAGCCAGCUUCCCCUGCCUUCGUCGCCGCUGCCGCCGCUGCCGCCGCUGCCGAACCCGGACCCCUCAUCCCGGCGGGGCCUAGUCGCCAUGACGAACGUGUAUUCCUUGGAUGGGAUUCUGGUAUUUGGUUUGCUCUUUGUUUGCACCUGUGCCUACUUCAAGAAAGUACCUCGUCUCAAAACCUGGCUGCUAUCAGAAAAGAAGGGAGUUUGGGGUGUGUUUUACAAAGCUGCUGUGAUUGGAACCAGACUGCAUGCUGCUGUUGCAAUCGCCUGCAUUGUAAUGGCCUUUUACAUCCUGUUUAUAAAAUGAAUUCCGAAGUAUACAGCUCAUCAGCUGCCAACCAAGGGACAAGGGUGAAGAACGUGUCGGAGGCCUGGACCCAGUGUAGGAGGGUUGAGCUAAAAUCAUCAAUGUCCCCAAGAUGACACCAUAGCAUCUUCCCCUGCUAUAUGUGGGGAAAACUCCUCAUGGUCACAAACAUUAUUUUUGCUUCAGGGGACUACAGAAAGCCAACUUCCUUUGAUCUGUGUGUAAAUCGGCCCUCAGCAGCAGGCAUAUAUGUCCGAUAAAUUACACCCCUUGGUGAUGAUUAUAUACCUCCUGCCUAAAAACCUGCCACUUGGGCUGUGUUGUAGCUCAGUGAUAGAGCAUUUGCUUAGCAUUCUCAAGGGUUCAAUCCCCAGCACUGAAAGAAAGAAAAAACAAAACAACCCUCUACAACCUGUCAACUAUUUGGUUCUUUAAUCCCUCAGAAUUUUUUCAAACUGAUGCUCAUUACGAAAGGAUAUAGGCUGUAUUUAGACUUGGAGAGACAAUUUUCAAGAUUUUUUUUUUUUUUUCAUUGGCUGAUUUGGAUCUGGCAAAUUUGGUAGGGAGGAAGGGGCUGGGUGGGAAAUAGGAGUUAUAAAAAGCCAAGAAAUUAUUUGGCUUUUGCAAUGUGUCCUUUAUAUAGCCAUCUGGCAGUGAAAGAGCAUGGUUCUCAUUGCAAAAAGAACAGCUGAAGCAGCUCAGCAUGUGCUGGACCUUGAGAGUUUUGCCAAGAGGCUCCAAGCUUAUGUGAAGUCCAGGAAUUGUCUAUGAUGAGAUGAGAAGCAGUGAGUGAGACAAGGAAACAUUUUCUGUUCACCAGUGUCCCCAGAGACUUCACUCAAUCAAAUGGCAUAUAGAAAAUGAAUCAACUUGCUAUUUUCUAAAGCUUUUUUAUGUUUUCUAAAUGACUUAGUGCUAAAUACUGUUACUCAGUUUUAAAUACCAACAGUAGGGGGAAAAGAAACUAUUAAGGAAAUAAUUGAUUAAUAUAUUUGAAGUUAUGGUAGAAGAAAUAAAUUAGUAUAUCAAUUCAUAUACUAGUAAGUCCAUCUAGUAUAGGAAUUUAUUGUGGUGAAAGUUGGUAUGUAUGGAAACUUUGUCAUGUUAGAAAAGUUGAAAACAUACUUUAAGUCUGGGUUGUGCCAGUUUCUAGGUGAUACUUAUUUCUCUUAGCCAACUCAGUUUCCUUCAUAUUGCAGUAGUUCAUUGUCUUUGAAAAUUCUCUUUACUGUAAGAAAAUGAGACAUGCAAAUGGGAGGAGUUACUGAUUCUCAUUUUCAUGUUUGGAGAGUGAAUAGAUCCAUUAAUAAAGUGAGGGUGUUACUAAGUAAAGGAAAAUGGAGCUUUGCAAAUGAGUGCUAAAGGCUUUUCCAUGGAGUGUGAGAAGUCCUGAGCAGAUCAUUUUAGGUGACUCAACAUUUGAAGGGAAGACUUCUCCAUCCCUCCUCCUCAAAGAAUCAGCUAUUUGAUUUGUGAAGCCUGCAACUUCUUUUAAAAGAGAGGUCUAAACUUAAAUUGUAGUAAGCAAGCAUAGUUGAAGUGUCUUUUGCAGUAAAACUUGAUUGGCCAGGUUCACUGUGGUUGACUUCUGUGUAAGGAUAUAUUAUCUUUUGUCUGCAUACUCUGAAAGAACAAAGCUGCUAGGAAGUUUAGGUUCUGAAGUACGCAAUUGAGUGCUUAGGUUUGUAGACAUAUAGAAAGUCAUCAAGUAAACACUACAUGUCUAAUCUCCGUUGAGGUGGUUCUGCUUCAGGAAUUAGUUCACAGGGUAAUAAAUUUCAGUGAUUUCUCUGUUUGCCAUGGUCAUUUCUGAAGAUCUUUUGCAGGAGAGAAAGGAAGUCUAGUGAGACAGAAAAGAAGAGGUACAUCUUAUGGAUGUGAGUUUGGGACCUGUUGGCUGAUUGCAAUGCCACCCCGGAAACAGGUUCAGCAUGUUUUGCACUUACUUUCUAGCUUUAACAAUUUGUUUUCAAAUAGGGCUAAUGUCUCCAAGUUUGGUUUUAGAGCUGCUUAGUAUUUUAAACAAUUUCAUACUGCAGCUUUCUGUGUGGGUCUUCUUGGCCUAAACUCUUGAGUUGUUAUAUUUUGAGAUGCUUUCCUAUCAGAGUGUACCAAAAAGUACAUAUGAUGAAGAUAAUUUACAGGAAGAAGCAAAUACACAGCCUAUUUCAUUUCUUGACUUUAUGAAAGCAGGUCAAUAGAAGCCUGUUUCAUUUAGUACUUUGGUUGAUAUGUCUCAUGCUUUUGGCUAAAAAUGAUAAUUUGUUCCCCUGGGGGAAGGCUUUUGGGUGGAGGUCUGAGGACAGAAAUAUUGCCUCAGAUUCAAACUGGCAUCACCACGAACUCUGUGCACCAGGGUGAAAUGAAGUCAGCUCCUUUUUAUAGUUGAAAUACAGUUUUUUAUUCACCAUUGUCUGCAAAAAUCCUUGAAAAUAAAUUUUUUUUCCCUACA
Molecule: messenger RNA, 2824 nt
Organism: Nannospalax galili (Upper Galilee mountains blind mole rat)
Lineage: Eukaryota; Metazoa; Chordata; Mammalia; Rodentia; Spalacidae
Gene: Tmem167b
Product: transmembrane protein 167B
Exons: 3
Coding region: 148-372 (74 amino acids)
Source: RefSeq, a predicted model, not a curated record